AUGGCUCCUCCGUUGAUUUACGCGAAUUUGCUCAAAAAUACCGUAUUCGGCGGAUACGGUAGCCUCCGGAGCGCCCACUUUUUGGCGUCGAUUCCGAUGAAAAAACGGGGAGUCGAGGGGAAUUUGCCCCCGGAUUAUUUCGAUAAUAAGGUUGGUUUUAGUAGGGGAAACAUUUUCGAAACUGUCUUUGUCUUUGCAGGUCGUCGUAGUGUACUUCUCCGCCGGUUGGUGUGGAUCGUGCAAGUUUCUGACGCCGAAACUGAAGAAAUUCUACGAAGCGAUCAAGAAAUCGGCCGAUUCGAAUCUGGAAAUCGUCUGGGUUUCAAAGGACAAAGAGGCCGACCAUCAGCUCGAGUAUUACGAGAAGAACCUGCCCGACUGGCCGUACAUUCCGUUUGGCGACGAGAAUAUUGUGUAAAAUCGGACAUUUUUUGGGCGAAAACUGUUGAAAAUUGCAGAAAACUGGCGGAAAAGUACAAAGCGGUGGUGAUUCCGGUGCUGAAAUUGAUCGAUUCGAACGGAGAAGUGGUGCACGAUCGCGUGCGCGCGGACGUCGAAAAGGGAAUAAAAGAGGACCCGACGAAGACUUUCUCCGAGUGGAAGACCCUCCUCAAACACUAG
Molecule: messenger RNA, 621 nt
Organism: Caenorhabditis sp. 36 PRJEB53466
Lineage: Eukaryota; Metazoa; Nematoda; Chromadorea; Rhabditida; Rhabditidae
Source: the annotation of a GenBank genome assembly